Messenger RNA from Zasmidium cellare ATCC 36951, 903 nucleotides. RefSeq lists its product as uncharacterized. The record is from RefSeq and is a predicted model, not a curated record. The coding region runs from base 1 to 903 and encodes 300 amino acids. Gene Ontology annotation, molecular function: hydrolase activity. NCBI's taxonomy places the organism in Eukaryota, Fungi, Ascomycota, Dothideomycetes, Mycosphaerellales, Mycosphaerellaceae. The transcript is spliced from 2 exons.
AUGGCCCUCAACCACCACAUCGCAACCAUCACGCCAACCCUUCAAAUCUCCUACCUCGACACCCAUCCUCCCAACACAAACGUACCCUCCGCGGCAAGAACACUCCUGCUUCUCCACGGCUUCCCGCAAACCUCUCACCAAUUCCGCCAUGUCAUCCCCUUACUCGCAGCUCAAGGCUACCGCUGCAUCGCCCCCGACCUCCGAGGAACAGGAUCCUCCACCGCCCCCACGAACGACUUCCUCAAAACAACCCUAGCCCAAGACCUCCUCGCCCUCCUCGACCAUCUGCACCUCCCAUCCCCAAUCCACAUCAUAGGCCACGACAUCGGCGGCAUGGUCGCCUACGCCCUCGCCUCACGCCAUCCCCACCGCGUCCGCAGCGUCAUCUGGGGCGAAUGUCCCCUCCCGGGAACGGAGACAUAUCGCUUAGAUCGCACGGUCCCCUCGCGAACGACGCAGCAAUUCCAUUUCGUGUUCCACACCGUCCCGGAUCUCGCGGCGAUGUUGGUGCAGGGGAAGGAGAAGGGGUAUGUGGAGCAUUUUUUGAGGAAGAUAAGUUUUAGGAGGGAUGUCUUCCCGGCCGAAGAGGACAUCUCUUUCUACGCCGACGAGUAUGCGAAGGAGGGGGUUAUGAGGGCUGCGAUGGGGUGGUAUGCUGCUUUUGAGACGGAUGCGGAGGAAAAUUUGGAGUGGGUGAGGAGGGAGGGGAAGUGUGCUGUGCCGACGAUGGUGUUGAGUGGGGAGAGGAGUUGGCAGAGGGAGGAGGCGGAAGGGAUGGUGAGGGAGGUUACGGAGGAUGGGGUGGUGGAGGUGGGUGUUGUGGAGGGGGUGGGGCAUUAUCUUGCUGAGGAGGGGCCGGAGGAGUUUGUCGAGGUGGUGUUGGAGUUUCUAGGGAGGCAUUGA